This is a messenger RNA of Penicillium daleae, 1389 nucleotides long. RefSeq names its product UBX domain-containing protein. Gene Ontology annotation, molecular function: protein binding. The transcript has 5 exons. The record is from RefSeq and is a predicted model, not a curated record. NCBI's taxonomy places the organism in Eukaryota, Fungi, Ascomycota, Eurotiomycetes, Eurotiales, Aspergillaceae. The coding region runs from base 1 to 1389 and encodes 462 amino acids.
AUGACUGUAUUCUAUGAGGGAACACUGCAGGAGGGCAUUGCUCUCGCUGUGAAGGAGGCCAAGGCAGUGGUUUGCUUUGUCCGAGAGGUUCCAGCCACAGCUAAUCGUGUUUGGCGUGCAGAUGAUGCCCAGUUGAGCUCGACUUGGGAAGAAGAGUAUUUCACAGAUAAUGAGAGUCGCAACCUGUCAGUGCUGACUACUCCUAAGGUUGCGCAAGCUCUCGGCGACAAAUCGGUCUCGUUGCGCCUCACUGCUGGAACGCAGGAAGCUGGGUUCCUGAGCUCAUUCUGUCCGAUCGCCGAGUUCCCCGCUCUUAUUGUGAUCAAGAAUGGCAAGCCAGAGGAGUAUCUGCUGCCCGGUGUAUCGAAGGACGAGUUUAAGAGCCGAAUUCUCGCAGUACUAGAUGGAAACAAUGCCCCUUCUCCGACUCCUGUUCAGCAACCACAAGCCAACGCAACUGCCGUAAAUAAUACGUCGCCUUCAAACCGGACUACUUACCCAUCCGCUGCCACUAUGAUCUCGGCGCAGAGACAGCAACCGCAAAGCACAAACUCCGCUUCAAGCGUUACACCAAAUAAGUCACGAGAAAGCACACAGUCCAAGAGCCAAUCAGUCAAGCAGGCACCACCUAAGCCCACGCCCCCGAAGCCCCAGCCAGGGAAACAAGACCAAGGCAAGAAACCAGCACAGGCACCAGAGAAGAAAGCGGCAACGUCUCAAAAACCAGCCAAACCAGCCACUAGUAGGCCCCCUGCGCCUACCGUUGAAGAUGAGGAGCCACAUCCUCAGCCGCGAGCUCCCCGAGGCCCUCCCAGCCAGUAUCGACUGCAAGUACGCCUAUUCGAUGGCCGUUCCAUCCGAUCAAGCUUCACACCCACGCAGACAAUUCGCAAUGACGUACGUCCAUGGCUGGACGAGCAAAUGACCGAGGACAAACGGCCCUACAACCUCAAACACGUCCUCACUCCCCUACCCAGCCGCACGCUCUCCAUGUCCGAAGAAUCCCAGGCUCUCCAAGAUCUAGGCCUCGGCUCAACUGCAAACUUGGUUAUGGUCCCUGUCGCAUCUUACACGGAGGCUUAUGCAUCCGCGGCAGCCGGUUUACCCGCACGUGGUAUCUCUGCCGUCUAUAAUGUGGUUUCGUCCGUUGCAAGCUCGGCGACUAGCCUAGUGGGCUCGUUCAUUGGGUAUGGCUCAAGUGCGCCGGAAAGUGAGACGCAAGCAUCGUCGUCUACUCCUCCGUCUUCUGAGGGUACUCGACGGCCACGAACGGGCGGAUUGAAUAUCCGCACGCUGCAUGAUCAGCAGAAUGAACGUGAUGACAGCCAGUUUUACAAUGGAAAUCAGCUGAAUUUUGAGCCGCGGGAUCAGAAUCGCAAGGACGAUUAA